Amphiprion ocellaris (clown anemonefish) is the source of this 5173-nucleotide messenger RNA. RefSeq lists its product as uncharacterized. The record is from RefSeq and is a predicted model, not a curated record. The coding region runs from base 115 to 3639 and encodes 1174 amino acids. Lineage: Eukaryota; Metazoa; Chordata; Actinopteri; Pomacentridae. Gene Ontology annotation, cellular component: actomyosin contractile ring. Gene Ontology annotation, biological process: actomyosin contractile ring assembly; septin ring organization; mitotic cytokinesis. The transcript has 24 exons.
CCCGCUGAAAUUCAAAGUUGUAGGAGGAGACCGAAACAACAAGAAGCCCGUUUUCUUGUUUUCUGUCUGUUAGCUUCGACCCGUUUUACAGCUGCGACAUCUUCUCAGCUCAGGAUGGAAGCUGGCGAGGAAAAUGGUGGCAAUGCCGGCAUUAAGAGACAGAGAGAACCUCUGUCAGAUACAGAAGAGAACGUCUUCUCUGCAACAGAGGCGAAUGAUGGCCAGAAGCGUCGGCGUCUGGAAGCCUCCGGUCAGGAGAACCGUAGUCCUAAACCGUCCUCGUCUGGACGUCUGGCCGAGCUGGAGAUGAAACCAGACACACCGAUGGUUCCCUCGGUCCGGUCUCGAGUCCAGCAGCUCACCCAGAGAAGAGACGGAGCUCCUCUGGCCCAGCGAUGCUUCUCGGAUCCAGGCAGCGACGGUCCUUCAGUCAGCAUCCAAAGCAAAGGCCUCAGAGAGCAUCUCCUCGGUGAAGGAGAGUUCAGUCAGCGAAUGGAACGCUUCAAGGUGCCAGUCCCCCAGGUUAGCCCCGCCCCCUCGCUGAGCCCCGCCAACACCUGUCCACGAACUCGCUCCGACUUUGUAUCCGGAAUUCAGCAGAAGCUCCAGGGAACCAUGACACCGAGCUCCAAGCAGGCGUCUCGCAUUCGCCAGGAACGGGAGCAGGAGUUGAGUCAGCUGCAGUUCCAGCCGAUCAGUGAGAACGUCUGGUUGAAGAGGAGCAGCUCCGAUUCCUCCUUAACUCAGGUUAACGGUGAAGCUGAGAUGAAAGACGGGAGUUUUACUGAAACGUCAAGUGUGGAGAAACCUGUAAAUACGACAGCAGGUGAAAGCAAACCCAGCUCAUCUGAAGCUCCUGUCGAGCUUCAAGGCUCUAACAAAGGGAAGGAACCUGAAGCUCAUCGUGAUGAUGAUAAAAAGGAAGAGGAUGAAAAAGAAGAGCGGCUGGUUUCCCAACAACCGGAGACGCAAACUGUACUGACUCUGUCUUUUAGCGACGAUCAGAGUUUCUCCAAAGCUGCUUUCUGUGAGGAUCAGACCCUGUCAGAGCUGCCCACGGUCGACGAGCGGAGCUUCUUGCAGUCGACUUUUCAGGACGAGUCCAACAUGAAGGAAGCCAAAGCGACCGAACGGGGAAUCUAUGAGGGUUUAACUUUCGAUGAAGACGAAAAGAUGGACAGUUUGUCGUACGGCGAGGAGGAGAUUGAUCCUUCCACAGACGAGGAGUUGAAGAUGUGGAGAUAUCCUCGAGGCGAUGCGUGUGAGGCUGAAGGUCAGGAGGACGAAAAUGUCGUUUCUGGAUUUUCUGAAAUGCAGCAAGACGAGAAAUGUAAUCCAGAAGACGACGAAUCUGUUUUAGACGAAAAUCAGAGGAACACAGAGUCUGGUGGAGGAGGUUCUGAGGGAAUACUGCCAGAAGAUGAUGAUGUUUUUACGAUAAAACCAGAGAAGAAAGACGAUGGUGCAUUGAAACAAUCAAAGGAGAGCCAGACAGUCAGGACCAGAGAAGAUAUGGAGCUAGAGUCAACCUCAAAUGGUGUGAAAUAUCCACAGAAAGAGUGUCCAGACCGAGGAAGAAGCACUGAAGAUGUAGCUCAAACUCUGAGAGACGAAGCUCAGAGUUCAGCAGAGAUCCAGGUGUCAGAUCACCUGGAGAAGGAAAAGCAGAGUGUUGCAGCAGGAGAAGAAAAAACUCACAAGACAGAAAGGGGAGAAAUCUCAAAGAAAGUCACCUUCAUCCUGGAACCUGAACUGAUCAACGGCUCGUCAGUGUCUGAGAUCAAUACGUCCGUGGAGUCCAGGGCGGGGUCCAGUCUGUCAGAUGCUGAACUGAGCUCCCACGACGACACCAACACGGCCGACAUCAUCGACCAGAUGUUCGAGGAGGUUCUGGAGUACGCCGACAUGAUGGAGGAGGAGAGACGGGACGAUGACGAUGCCGAGGACCGGGACAGCGGCAUCGGCACUGGUUCUAUUGACAAAGACAAGAUGGACACCGAGUCGGAGAAGGAGAAGAGCGAAGAAGAAGGAGAAGGAGAAGCCAAAGAGGGGGAUGAAGGCAAAAAGACUGAAAACAACGGAGACGAGCUGCUCAGUUUUCCUACUAGUGGAAUCCUUUCACCUCUCAGCAAGUCUGUGGAGGCUGUGGUCACCCCUCUGCGACUGGCGGCGACUCAGGAGUCCAACCCUCCAUCUUUACUCCUGACUCCAGAGGAAACCAGCACCCCUCCUGCUGAAUCUGCUCCUCUGUACAGUAUUGAUGCCUACCGCACACAAAGACGCAGUAAGAUGCCGACCAUCCAGAGUGUCACUCCUGGAGUCCAGAGACGAGCUCAGGAGACGUCCAACCCUCAACCGUCCGUCAACACCAAGGAGAAGAUCGCAGCUCAUAAUGAAGAAGCAGCCAAACUGCAGACUGUGAUCAAUCAAACCCUUCAGGCUCUGAGCUGCUGCACCGACGAGGAACAUGGACGAGGUUCUCUGGAGGAGGCUGAAGCUGAGAAGCUGCUGCUGGUCUCCUGUGAGAAACGCUCGGCUCUGCUGGCAGAAGUGACCAGACUGAGGGAGGAGAGGAGCUCAGAGUCUGGAGAGGCUGCAGCAGAGGACAAAGACUACAUUACCCAGCAGCCCUGCAGAGGAACCGUCAGCAUCACCAACAUCCAGCUGCCUCUUAAGGUGGAAUUUGUCUGCUCCUCACACAGCCGUGCAGGUCGUCCGAGUCACUACUUCUUGGUCCUGAUUCGCUACGGGCCCUGCAACAUCGUGGCCACACCUCUGGCCACAGCAGCUGAUGCUCAGAACGGAGACACCAUCUCCUUCCCAACGUCUGUCACUCUGAAGGAUAUUCGCGCAUCCUUUGAGAUAGAUGUGGAAGUCUACAGCCUGUCGCACACCUCAAGCAGCAACUGCACCAUGGACCGGGCCGCCACCAAGUCACGGGUCACACCAAGAAAGCUUCUGAGUACUAUCACUCAGAGAUCCAGUAACACUCUGACAGCUGCUCAUCCUCUCAACACUCGUCGUUCCAGCAACUUUUGUCUGGUCGGCUCCCACAAGAUCACUCUGGCCUCGCUGGGACACAGCAAGUUCCCUCUGGAUAAGAUGAAGCUUGAAGGCAAAAUCAGGAAGCUGCUGGGAGAUGAAUUUCAGGAAAAGGUGCCUUUUCUGUCUCCUCUAGAGGGCAACAUCUACCUGAAACUGGACAGCAGCAGCCACUCUAACGUCCAACACCAAGGCUUCCUGACGAUGUUUGAGUUGAUCAGUGGAUACGGGGUUUGGCAUCGCCGGUAUUUUGUCCUGGAGGGCUCCAACAUGUUCUACUGGAACCACCCAAACGACAAAGAAUCCAAGGAAGCAGAAGGCAACAUCUCCUUGUCCGGUUCUCCCAGUCGGUGCAUUCGUCCAGUCAAGAGAGAUGCUUGUGCUCGACCUUUUACCUUCGAGCUGGUGAGCAGCGUCACGCAGCAGGACGAGGAAGCUUUGGCCAAGUGUUGGUUUUCAGCUGACACCAAGCAGGAGAGGCUGGACUGGAUGGAGAAGCUGAACCAGACUCUUCUGGACUUUCACACGUGGAACCGAGCCCAAACAGGAAGUCAGCAGCUGAACAGUAGCAGCAGCCUCAGGGAGAGCAUUCUGUGAUGUCUUAGAACCAUGAAGGCAUCCUGGAGGUGGACGAGCUGAAAUCAGGGUUCAGGUUCUUCAUUUCAGAGCUACAUUUAACCAGACAAACACACGUUAUGUUGGUUUAUUUCUGGGCAUUUUGAUUUUUCUGUUUAUUUUAACCUGAAUCCAGUCAGUGUUGUUGGGUUUUUUUCUUUUAUUUACCAGUUGCCAUUUGAAUAUGUUUGGGUUUUUUGUUUUUUUUGGUUAAAAUCUGUUUUUAUUUUUUUCUUUGGCAAUCAGCUGCUUUCGCCUUCGUAGGCAACAUUAUUUGGUCACUUUCAGUAGCUAACGUGAAACUUCUCCUGUAGCGUGAAAUAAUUCACACCUAUAUUUAGAUUGUAUUUUUGUAUAUCGUUUAAAACUGGAAGGAUAAACACAUUUAUAGAGAUACUAAUAAAUAUCGAAGGACGUCUUUAACUCUAAUGAACUAAUGUAGGACGGGAACGAAUAUGAAAUGACAGGAAACACUAUGAAUUAUUAAGGUGUAGAAGCUGGUGAUUGAAUGGGAGAUUACAAUAUCUGCUUGUGUUUGGUCAAAUGUUACGUUUUGAUCCAUUCCAGGUGGACGUUUGUGCAGAUUUUGGUGCAUUAAACCAAAACCUUUGGGCUGUUAGGUGGCAGAUAUGUUAUAGAUUAUAAGAAGAACAAAUUUAAAGACUGUUAUUGUUCCGAUAAUGGAUUUUCAGCUUGUAAUUACAUCCCAUAGUGGAAUAAUUUUACAAUUGAAUGCAUUUUUUACUGUAGAGAAGGCAAAGUCUGUCUAAAUAUGAGAUGCUUAUUCAGAAAAAUAAGAUUAGCAGUGAAAAAAAUUAUCAUUAUUGUCUUUUUUGCAUUUGUAAACUUAAUAUUAUCGGCCCUGAAAUUCCACAUAUAAAAUAAUUUCUUUAAAAUGUGACAGGAUGACACUUGGUGCCUUAAGAAAAACCUGCAACACGUUACUUAAAUGUCUGGAUUUUUUACGUCCUACUACAAAAAAUCGAUUAAUUGUCAAGUUUUAAACCGAUUAAUCGAUUAUCAGAGUAACUAGAGAUUAAUUUGAGUAGUUAAAAAGAAAAAAUAUCUUCUUAAAUGUCAAUAUUUUCUGGUAAACUGAAUAUAUUUGGACAAAACAAGACUUUUAUCUUCCUUUUCUGACAUAUUACACCCCAGAUAACUGAUUAAUCCAGAAAAUGUUCAUUUGACUAAUCAGCAAUGGAAAUUAUGAUUAGUUACAGCCCUGUUUAACCUCUUAAGCACACGAUUGUUAUUACUGCACAUAUAUAAUCUAAAAUAUUUACUUAUGUAAGCACGUAUAUUACAUUUUGAAUGGGAGAACCGGUGGAGGAAGGAAUAUAGAGGGGACCGUAGUUUUGUAGUUGUGCUGCUACAGUGAAUGUGGUCUGUUCUGUGAUGUUCUGUUCUUUUCCGUGUAUUUCCACCUAUCAGUCCUGUCGCUUUUUGAAUGUUGUCGAUGUGAACUCUCAUUCUAUGCACUUAGUGGAAGGUACCAAUAAAAGAAAUGUUUCAAAAA